CUCUAGAUGAAAAAAGGGGAUAAGUUUAAGGGGCUGUCUAUUCCGCCAAUAAAGAAAUAUUUCAAAUUGAUGUUUCCAAGUCAUACCUUUUCUUGUACAAAACAAGACUUUUCUUUUACUAGACUCUACCAAAAAACAAGAUUCAAGAAUUGAAUAAAAAAGAAAACCCACAAAGCCUACUCUGUCUUACGUAGUUCUUGUUCACCUUAAAAACUUGUCCAGCACAUCAUUUUCAACAAUUUUCAGAUUAAAUAAAUGGGUGCAAUGAUCUGUGUUGUGAGUUUGACUUCAAUCUAGUUGAACCUAUCUUGAUUAAUCCCAAUUCAGGUUUUUCUGUGUCAAUGGAUGAGACCCUCAUAGUCCAUGUGGAAGAAUCCAAACCCGUAGAAAAGGAGCGAACUGAAUCCCAAAACAAUGAAAUUCAAGAAAAUGGAAAUGGAAGUAGGCAUGAUCAUGAUCAUGAUGAAACUAAUUUAGAUAAAACCCUUAUGAGGUUAGACUUACUUCUCACUUUGUUGGGAUUCAAUCAGUCUUCAGUUGUAAGGUUUGUGCUGUCAUGGAUUUUCUUCUUGUUAUUUGGGGUCGUGCUUCCUGUUGUGAUGUUGGAGCUCUCUAAUUGUCCUGGAUGUGAAAAGGGUCAAAUCAAAAGCUUUGAGCUGGAUAUUUUGGCUUCUCAGGCUCUUCUUGCUGCUGCAUCCUUGAUUUGCCUUUCACAUAACCUUCGCAAGUAUGGAAUCCGGAAAUUCCUCUUUGUUGAUCGCUACAGUGGCCAUAUGGAGCGUUUUAGUGACCAAUAUCUUAACAAAAUCUCUGAUUCUGUUCGCUUGCUAGUAUUGUGGGUGUUGCCAUGUUUCCUUUUGAAGACUGCACGUGAAAUAAUUCGCAUUUUGUACGUGCAUCAUGAGUCAUGGUGGAAAUCGGCUGCUAUUUCAUUUGCUUUUAUUUCAUCAUGGACUUAUAUUACGGCAAUUUUCCUGUCAGCUUGUGUUUUGUUCCACCUGGUCUGUAAAUUGCAAAUUAUACACUUUGAUGACUAUGUGAAGCUCUUGGAAAGGGAGCCUGAAUGUUUUGUUUUGAUACAAGAACACGUUCGUCUACGCUAUCAUCUCUCCAAAAUUAGUCAUAGAUUUCGAAUCUAUCUUCUGCUGGAGUUCUUAAUUGUCAUUGUGAGCCAUUUUGUGACUCUCUUCCAGACCACUGGUUAUACCGGGCUGAUCACUUACAUAAAUGGUGGUGAUUUUGCGGUCUCCUCAGUUGUUCAGGUGGUAGGGGUGAUCCUUUGCUUGAAUGCUGCUGCAAAAAUAUCCCACAGAGCCCAAGGUAUUGGAUCAGUGGCAAGUAGAUGGCAUGCUUUGGCUACAUGCACUUCAGGUGAAGCGUCCCAAAUGAGAAACUCAACUAGCAUGAGUAACCUGGAGGUUAACCGGUCUAGCUCAUUCUAUAUGAACUUCUCAGAGAGCGAUUUGGAGUCUCUAGAUUUUGUAACUGAACCGACAAAUACGCAAUUGGCUUCUUACAUGUCCUCGUACCAAAAGAGACAAGCCCUAGUGAUGUAUUUGCAGAACAAUCCUGGGGGAAUUACCAUAUUUGGAUGGACAGUUGAUAGAGGUCUCAUCAACACAAUCUUCUUCAUUGAAUUGACAGUGGUAACGUUCAUCCUCGGAAAGACCAUAGUUUUCACGGGUCACUAGCUUCUCAAUGUUUUGCAAAGAUGAUGAUUAUAUCGCUUGUCCUGAUUGGUGCUGACACCUCUAUCUGAGUUCAAGGUACUGGAAUAGACAAUAUCACCUCAAUCUAUCGGCAAACAGGAGGGUCUCAACUGAAUCAAUGUUGCUUUUGAUUAUUCAUCAAGUAUAUUCCAAAGCUAAAAGCUUAUCCAAUCCUUCUUUCCGUUCCAAACAUAUACAUACUCACCAGUUCUAGGUGCUGAUGCUGGCAAUUUCUAAAUUGUUUUGUUUCAUCCUUCUUGCUCCAUUGAAGUUACCCCUGUUGCUUUUGAAAAAAGGUGAGGUUGAGGAGUGUUGUAGAAAGAACAGAAAGGAAAUGAAUGAAGGAUGGUUUCUGCAUGAAGGAUGUAACUUGCCUCAAGAUAUGAGUAUCAACGGGCCUCAUAUUCCUAUUGUAUAUGGCUAGUAAUUUGGUUUUGUCA
This is a messenger RNA of Nicotiana attenuata, 2149 nucleotides long. RefSeq lists its product as uncharacterized. Bases 342 to 1691 code for a protein of 449 amino acids. NCBI's taxonomy places the organism in Eukaryota, Viridiplantae, Streptophyta, Magnoliopsida, Solanales, Solanaceae. The record is from RefSeq and is a predicted model, not a curated record. The transcript has 4 exons.